This is a messenger RNA of Hippoglossus stenolepis (Pacific halibut), 3719 nucleotides long. It is a transcript of the gene dnm1a, whose product is annotated as dynamin 1a. Gene Ontology annotation, cellular component: membrane; microtubule; cytoplasm. Bases 328 to 2904 code for a protein of 858 amino acids. The record is from RefSeq and is a predicted model, not a curated record. NCBI's taxonomy places the organism in Eukaryota, Metazoa, Chordata, Actinopteri, Pleuronectiformes, Pleuronectidae. The transcript has 24 exons. Gene Ontology annotation, molecular function: GTP binding; GTPase activity; microtubule binding.
CGGGGAAACCUACUUUUGCUCGACACCGGCACCGCACCUGCAGCACAGUGACGGCAGCGUCGCCAUCUGGCGGUGUGCGUGGAGAACUGCAGGGCUCUCUCCUGAGGAAAAUACAGGAGAUCACCCUCCUCCUCCUCCCUGCGGUGCUCAGUGGAGAAGAGCGUCCAUGUCCGAGGUGAUCUGACACAGCGAGGAGGAAGAGGAGGAGAGGGCGCAGUCCAUGAGGCAGAGGACCGAGGAGGAGAGAAACGAGACACAACCCCCCCCCCUAACCCCCGCUGACGAGAGGAAGGAGAUCGCUCGCUUCGCCUCGGUGCAACCGCGAAGAUGGGGAACCGGGGAAUGGAGGAUCUGAUUCCUCUGAUGAAUCGCAUGCAGGAUGCCUUCUCCGCCAUCGGCCAGAACGCGAACCUGGACCUGCCGCAGAUCGCCGUGGUGGGCGGGCAGAGUGCCGGGAAGAGCUCGGUGCUGGAGAACUUCGUGGGGAAGGAUUUCCUUCCCCGUGGCUCUGGCAUUGUGACCCGUCGUCCUUUGGUUCUGCAGCUGAUGACCUGUCCCACAGAGUACGCUGAGUUUCUCCACUGUAAGGGCAAAAAGUUCGUCGAUUUCGAUGAGGUCCGACAGGAGAUUGAGGCGGAGACUGAUCGCAUCACCGGGGCCAACAAGGGCAUCUCCUCUGUGCCCAUCAACCUGCGAGUCUACUCCCCUCACGUGCUCAACCUGACGCUGGUGGACCUGCCAGGGAUGACCAAGGUGCCCGUGGGCGACCAACCUGCAGACAUCGAGGCCCAGAUCAGAGAGAUGCUGAUGCAGUUUGUCACCAAGGAGAACUGCCUGAUGCUGGCCGUCUCCCCGGCCAACUCCGAUCUGGCAAACUCUGACGCUCUAAAGAUUGCCAAAGAGGUCGACCCUCAGGGUAUGAGGACCAUUGGUGUGAUCACCAAGCUGGACCUGAUGGACGAGGGGACGGACGCUAAAGAAAUCCUGGAUAAUAAACUGCUUCCACUCAGGAGGGGAUACGUCGGCGUGGUGAACAGGAGCCAGAAGGACAUAGAUGGGAAGAAGGACAUUAAUGCCGCCAUGGCCGCCGAGAGGAAGUUCUUUCUCUCCCACGCUUCGUACAGACACCUGUCAGACCGCAUGGGCACCCCCUUCCUCCAGAAACUCCUCAAUCAGCAACUGACCAACCACAUCCGCGACACCCUGCCGGGGCUGCGAGCCAAGCUACAGAGUCAGCUCCUCUCCAUAGAGAAGGAGGUGGAGGAGUACAAGAACUUCAGACCCGACGAUCCCUCUCGCAAGACAAAGGCUCUGCUCCAGAUGGUGCAGCAGUUCUCCGUGGAUUUCGAGAAGUGCAUAGAGGGCUCUGGCGACCAGAUUGACACCGCGGAGCUGUCAGGGGGUGCGAGGAUCAAUCGCAUCUUCCACGAACGCUUCCCGUUUGAACUGGUCAAGAUGGAGUUCGACGAGAAGGAGCUGAGGAAGGAGAUCAGCUACGCCAUCAAGAACAUACACGGCAUCAGAACUGGCCUCUUCACCCCGGACAUGGCCUUUGAGACCAUUGUGAAAAGGCAGAUUGGGAAGAUUAAAGAGCCGUGCACCAAAUGUGUGGACAUGGUCAUUUCUGAGCUAGUCAAUACGGUUAGGCAGUGUACCAAGAAGCUGGCUCAGUAUCCCCAACUACGAGAGGAGAUGGAGAGAAUUGUCACGCAGCACAUCAGGGACCGGGAAAACCGCACUAAGUCCCAGGUGCUGCUGUUGAUAGACAUUGAGUUGUCCUACAUGAACACCAACCAUGAGGAUUUUAUUGGAUUUGCCAACGCUCAACCGAGGAUCAGCCAAAUGAACAAGAAGAAGGCGGCCGGCAACCAGGAUGAAAUCAUGCCCGAGAGAGGAGUUAGCGAUCGGUUCAAGGUGAUCAGGAAGGGCUGGCUGACCAUCAACAACAUCGGCAUCAUGAAGGGAGGAGCCAAGGAGUACUGGUUCGUCCUCACUGCCGAGUCUCUGUCCUGGUAUAAGGACGAUGAGGAGAAAGAGAAGAAGUACAUGCUGCAGGUGGACAACCUACGGCUGCGCGAUGUGGAGAAAGGCUUCAUGUCCAGCAAGCACAUCUUUGCCCUCUUCAACACCGAGCAGAGGAACGUUUAUAAGGAUUACCGUCAGCUGGAGCUGGCCUGUGAGAGUCAGGAGGAUAUUGAUGCUUGGAAGGCCUCGUUCCUUCGAGCCGGAGUUUAUCCUGAACGCGUCACGGACAAGGAAGGAAAGAGUGACGGCGGCGAAGACAGCGGCAGUGACAACUUCGUGCACAGCAUGGAUCCUCAGCUGGAGCGGCAGGUGGAGACCAUUCGUAACCUGGUGGACUCCUACAUGGCCAUCGUCAACAAGACCGUCCGCGACCUGAUGCCAAAGACCAUCAUGCACCUCAUGAUUAACAAUACGAAGGAGUACAUCAACGCCGACCUGCUGGCCCAGUUGUACUCGUGCGGCGACCAGAACUCGCUGAUGGAGGAGUCUCAGGAACAGGCCACGCACCGUGACGAGAUGCUGCGGAUGUACCACGCCCUGCGGGAGGCGCUCAGCAUCAUCGGCGACAUCAGCACGUCAACUGUAACCACCGCCAUGCCGCCGCCCGUGGAUGAUUCCUGGCUGCAGGUGCAACGGGCCAACUCCGGAGGAAGGUCUCCGGCCAGCAGUCCAACUCCAAACCGCAGAGCUCCGCCGGGACCCCCCGCCCGCCCCGGCUCUCGUGGGCCUCCACCCGGGCCUCCUCCUGCCGGGGGACCCCCUGUCCCGUCUCGGCCCGGAGCUUCUCCGGACCCCUACAGUGGGCCGCCACCCUCUGUGCCCUCCAGGCCUAACCGCGCACCCCCAAGUGUGCCCAGAAUCACUAUCACUGACCAGUGAGGGGAGGACGUUUCUGUGGUCACGGGGGUGAGUGAGAACAAACAAACAGCCACAGUCUAUGCAUAAAACUAUCGAGCGCUCCGUCUGUUUCGCCCUGUGAGUCGAACCCAUCUUUGCAAUCCCCAGCACCCCCCACCACCCCUCUUCUACCACUGAACUCAGUGUGAUGUGUUGUAUUUUUGACUCGUGACAGAAACCGCCGAACCCACCAGCCACGAUUAAGCCCCCCCCCCUCCCCCUGUACCUCCAUUGAUGUAAAAUAAAACUUGUGCAUCCCGGUCCUCCACGACUGCAAAGCAAAACGAAGCAUAUUCUACCAAUGGUUUAACAGUGAAUAGUUUAUUAUGGACAUAUCUUAUUAAUGCGUUAUUCUGUAUAUGUGUGGUGCAUCUUAUGGGACUUGUACUUCUACUGUCUAGAGAAUUUAGUCUGCAGUGUAUGUACUUGCUGAGUAUUUAAAUUAUUAUGAAUAAAUGAGUAUCUGUAUAAGGAAAUAUUAAAAAAAAUUUACAAAAAAUGUAUAAUACAGUGAUGUAUAUUGACAUGUGCAGGCAGGUUUGAUACUGUAGCUCGUAGCAGAGAGGGGGUUUUGUUUGUUUGUUUUUCUCUCUCUGUAUGUGUGUAUGUAUGUUUGUGAGUGUGAGUGUGUGUGUGUGUGUGUGUAGAAGAGCAGGGAGACGCAGCGUGAGUGUGUGUGAAUUGCUGCAGCAGCUCCAGCUCCUGCGUCUUGUUCAAACUGAUGGAUGAUGUUAGUCGGCAGGACGGCUGCGCUUUAAUGUCAACACAUUAAAAAUCUCAGUGUACUGAAACUCUCA